AUGGAGCUCCUAUGUAACCCACGUAUCUGUGACUUUUUGACACUUUUGUUUAGCAGCGAAAAGAUCUGCAAUGAAUGUUGUUUACCCAGCAGGUGGAUAUGACGUCACGGGCGUAGAACAUCAAAAAAUAACAACAUCCAAAUCCGCGAUUCUCUCUCUUUUUUGUGUGUGUGCAAGGCGCAAUAAACUGUAAUAACAUCCGAAGCAGCUCCGUGUAGAAAGGCGGCGUGAAACUGGCUCGAAACGGCGGCGUCGCUCCCAGUACAGUGUUUGCAGCUGAAGUUAGUACCGCUGGCGGAGUGAUAUAUUUGUUGGUUAUUUACAGUGCGUUUUAUAGCACGCGCUCAUGGUAUACAAGAUCGCGUGAAGACUUGAAAUUGUUAUCGUGCACAAAUUUCCGCGUCUAUCUCGUCCCUGUCAAACCUCGACACCUCAACGAGACUAUAGGAAUUUAAGUGCACAGUCUUGAAGAUCACCUGUCAAUUACUUAAACGCAAAAUCGUGGCAAAACUCUUACAGCGUGCGCCCUGGCUUAAGUGAACUGUGUCCUCUGCAUCUCCCUAACGCGCUACAGCUGCAAUCGAUGCUGCCCGGGCCGACAGCAGGAGCAGGACAAUGUGGAGAUGAUUUUCUGCUGCCAAGACUUAAAUUGAGCUGGCUGCACCGUAUCCAAUGGUUCCGCCCCUUUGUUCCCUUUUCUGAAUUCUGAUUGGAACAAUGGAAUGUCAAUCUCAUCCAAACAAGUGACUGUGUCUUUCUACCUGCUGUCUGUUCUGCAGGCAGGAGUGUGCAGUGGUCCAGCCCUGUGGAUGCUGAACGGGCAGGGAGGUUAAACGCAGCGCUGGAACUGAAGACGGCCGCAAAUAAGCAAGUCCUUGGAGAAGGUUUUUAAGUCAUGAUGCAAGAGUCGGGGACAGAGGCGACAAACGGAACAGCCAAUCAGAACGGCGCCCCACCUUGUGUGGAGGGACACAGAGAAGUUCGAUCCAAGAGCGCCACACCUUCCUCUGACAUCACAGCAUCUGACCUCGUGAACUUCCAGCAACAGCAGGCCUUACAAGUUGCACGGCAGAUCCUUCUCCAACAGCAACAGCAAAGCAGUGCCCUCAAGUCCCCUAAAAAUAAUGACAAGCAGCCUGCACCACAGGUCCCAGUUUCUGUUGCUAUGAUGACACCACAGGUCAUAACUCCUCAGCAGAUGCAGCAAAUCCUCCAACACCAAGUUCUGAGCCCCCAGCAGCUCCAGCUGUUACUGCAACAACAACAAGCACUGAUGUUACAGCAGCAGCAACUCCAGGAGUUCUACAAGAAACAGCAAGAACAACUCCACCUUCAGCUCAUCCAGCAGCAGCAUGGCAGCAAACAGCAGAGUAAAGAGGUGUCUGCACAGCAGUUGGCGUUCCAACAGCAGCUGCUCCAGGUUCAGCAGCUCCAGCAGCAGCAUCUCCUGAGCCUGCAGAGACAAGGGCUGCUGUCCAUUCAGCCUAACCAGACUCUGCCCCUGCACUCCCUCACUCAGGGCAUGAUUCCAGCCGAACUGCAGCAGCUGUGGAAGGAGGUGACAAACAGCCAUGUGAAGGAGGAGAACAGCGCAACCAAUAACGGUCACCGGGGUCUGGACCUGUCGUCCCCCUCCCCCGUUCCCCUCAAGAAUCACAACCAGCAUGGAUCCACCAACGGCCAGUACAUCAGCCACUCGCUCAAGAGAGAGGGAUCAGCAUUGGAUGAUCAUUCCCCUCAUAGUCACCCUCUCUACGGUCACGGCGUCUGUAAAUGGCCAGGAUGUGAAGCUGUGUUUGAUGACUUUCAGUCAUUCCUGAAACAUCUGAAUAAUGAACAUGCCUUGGAUGACAGGAGCACGGCGCAGUGCAGGGUACAGAUGCAAGUAGUUCAACAGCUGGAACUGCAGUUAGCGAAAGACAAAGAGCGUCUCCAAGCCAUGAUGACUCAUCUUCAUGUGAAGUCUACAGAGCCCAAACCCACCCCACAGCCACUGAACCUGGUCUCCAACGUAACUUUGUCCAAGACGGCUCCCGAGGCCUCGCCACCCCUCAGCUUACCCCAGACGCCCACCACCCCGACUGCCCCCCUCACGCCACUCUCACAAACCCACUCCGUUAUCACCCCCACCAGCCUGCACAGUGUCGGUCCCAUGCGCAGACGCUACUCGGACAAGUACAACAUGCCCAUAUCUCCAGAUAUUGGCCAGAACAAAGAGUUCUACAUGAAUGCUGAAGUACGACCUCCUUUCACAUAUGCUUCGUUAAUACGACAGGCAAUUCUAGAGUCGCCGGAAAAACAGCUAACACUAAACGAGAUCUACAACUGGUUCACGCGAAUGUUUGCAUAUUUCAGACGCAAUGCAGCAACGUGGAAGAAUGCAGUGCGGCAUAACCUUAGUCUUCACAAGUGUUUUGUGCGGGUAGAGAACGUUAAAGGGGCGGUAUGGACCGUCGACGAGCUAGAGUUCCAAAAGAGAAGGCCGCAAAAGAUCAGUGGAAGUCCAGCUCUGGUAAAAAACAUCCAUACCACUUUGGGAUAUGGUCCCGCCCUUUCUGCAGCCUUCCAGGCUUCAAUGGCAGAGAACAACAUACCUCUAUACACUACCGCUUCCAUCGGAAGUCCCACUCUUAACUCGCUUGCCAGCGCCAUCCGAGAGGAAAUGAAUGGGGCCAUGGACCACGGGAACAGCAACGGUAGUGACAGCAGCCCUGGACGCUCGCCCCUGCCAGCUAUGCAUCAUAUCAGCGUAAAAGAGGAACCACUGGACCCAGAGGAGCACGAAGGCCCCCUUUCCCUCGUGACGACAGCCAAUCACAGUCCAGACUUUGACCACAACAGAGAUUACGAGGACGACCACGGGAACGAGGACAUGCUGUAAGCCUGGUUUCACCCAGGUCCUCUGCCGAAGAGGCCAUACUAACUGCGGUCACCUGCGAGACCACUCCAGAUAUAGCAAGCCCAAGACUGGAUUCUCAAUCCUCUUGUUGACAGCUAUUAAAAUGUUCCGAUUUACUCUUAGUGCCAUUAAAUACAAAAACGAAAUACGAGAUAAGAAAAUCUAUUCCAUUUGGAAGUAUUUUUGAUUUGUUUCUACUUUUCGUUUAAAAGACGAGAUGCGUAAAUUUCUACUCAUCGCCUGAUGAAGAGACAUUUGGUACUGGGGCCUGCUUCUACUUCGUUGAGUCACUGAGACCAGAGCGGACAUGAAAACACAGCUGAGAAAGACUCCUUUGCAAAUAAACACUGAUCACAAACUCUCUCAAACACACACACACACACAAAUCAUUAGCGCUUCAAUGAGCGUGCCACUCACAGUGUGCGUGUACGUAUGUGACUUUAAUUCAUUGCCUCUGCCAUCAGAUCUUCUUAAAGGACGGUUCACCCAAGAAAUAAAAUUCUGUCAUUUACUCACCCUCAUGUCAUUCCAAACCCAUAUGACUUCAUUUCUUCCGUGAAACACAAAAUGAUUUGUUUUGAAGAGAUUGCUCUUUCAUAUAAUGAAAGGGAAUGCUCUCCCUGAGAAUUCAUAUGAGAAGUAGCAGCGUCUGAAUUGUGAGUGAGUCGGAUCUUUUCAAUGAAUUGGUUCACAAAUCACUGAUUCUCAUGUUGAACUCAAUGGAAGGGAAGAUUUUCAGUAAAUAGCAGCUUUAAUUUUGGUUCGUUUCUUAUCCAAAUCUAUCUACAACAUACUCAUAAAGUGAGUAAUAGGGUGCUUUUGUGUCCUUUUUGAAGCUUGAAAGCUCUACUCUCCAUUAAUUGUAAUUGCAUGAUAAAAAGCAGUGAGUACAGAGGUAACGGUUUUAGAGGUAGGUUUUUAUGGAUAAAAAGAGAGUCGUACGGCUUUGGAACAACAUGACGAUGAAAAAAUGACAGAAUUUUCAUUUUUUAAGUGCACUAUUCCUUUAAGUUUGCUGUCAUCACAGCUGGAGCAUAUCUGUCUGGUGUUUUGAGGGUUCCUGGGCAAAUAAUUUAAAUGUAGUGUCCUCUCAUUACUCUGUGCUGUUAGCUAUAUAUCUUUUUUGUUGGGUUUGUUUGUUUUGGUAACUGAUCAGACCUCAUGAAUAAUGACGUGGAGUUAUGGUGUGCUUAGCACUGGAUGAAUGUUAAGACUUCUUAUGCUCUCUUUUUUCCCUCUUCCUUUCCUUUCAAAAUUGAAACAGAAUGUCGCAUUACCGUGUAGUAUUUUUCUGUCAUUUGUUCCCAGCGUUUCGGAUCGCCACUUUGCAGUCACAUUGCCCUUGCGUGCCGACACACACGCACGCACACACACACACACACACUCUCUCAUGCUCUUUCCCGCUCAUGAAGUCCAUCUGCAAAUGCACUACUCGUAAUGAAGGCUCCCUCUCCACGCACCAAUGAAGUUUAAUUUUCACGUGGAAUGAAUGACAGAGAAAUCAACGCAGGUUAACGUUUAUCGCUCUGAAAUUAUACUUUCAAAAAUCCCCUUUUGUGGUGAUGCAUGUUAGCGUCAACCAAAUCGCUGAUCGAAACCAUCAUUUGUAUUGCAAAAUGAAAUGUCAAAAAAUGUUGAAAUAAGCAGCAGGGAGAGAAUUGUUAGACAAAAGCUAAUUGUAUUGUCGGGAUAUAUGAACCUUUUUUUGGGGGACUCGCUUCUGUCAUUUCAAAGACUGUCUGGAUGACUUUAAACUGCAUUCGGUAUCUGUUUCACCACAUCAAUGACCGGCUCAGCCUCUGUUAUUAGACAUGAUAAUAAUUACACAUGGGAUUAAAUGUUAAAGGGAUUACAAACCGAGGCUGACGGCACAGCCAUGACCACUGAGCAUUACGGCACUGGGGCGGCCCACUAUGACCAUUCGCAUCUUGCCACAUCACUUUGGAAAUGAUUGUUUCCGACUGGCUAUUGCCAGUUGAACCCGGGAAGCAACUCCAAAUUGGAAGCUGCUACCGCCGGCUAGUUUAGAUUCAAAUUUUGGGACUGCGCAAGGAUGAGAACAGAUUUUAGAUUAGGCUUCUACAAAUCGUACACGAUUGCAUUUUGUUUGGUUUUUGUAAUGACUGCAACCAACCACUUUCUGUGUUCUUAUUUAUUACUUCCAUUUUUGAUGUCAUUUUGUUUUUACUUAAGUUGAUGUUUAUGUCUCUUAUCUGUGACUACCAAAGAUACAAGAUACUACAAGUUGAUAUAUUCUAUGUUCCAUGCAAUAGCUAAACAAAAGGCCAAAUAUCCUUAUAGUGUUCCCCGCACUGGCCGGACGCAAAAAUUAUGAAAUGUCUGAAACUGUGUCGGGCUUAUUAUGGUGGAGGAAAAAAAAAAAAAAAAAAGCCAAAGGGGUUGUUCGAUGGGCAGCUGUAUGUCUUUGCCUGUGACCAAAAUAGGAGAGGAGAGGCAGAGAUCGAGACCAACACACGACCAAAUCAAAGCAAUGUUGUCUUUGGGCCAAUGAAAAGGAAAAAAGGGAGUGUUCUAUCAGGAAAUGAUGGCUAUAAAGGAGAAGGAUAUGGAUGAAAGAGUUUAGGACUGUUCAUUGUCGUCACAGGAAAUUUAAAUCCAUUUGCAUAACACAAUGUGAACUGAACUUCAACUGGACCACACGAUGAUGAGAGUUUCAUUUGUUCUCAUAUUUUAGGGUUUUUUUGCUUUUUUUUUUUUUUUUUUUUUUUAAGAUUGUAUGCCACUUACCUUGUAAAUUCGAAAUGGGAUUCCCGAUGUCCUUUUGUUAACCUUGGCAAUGCUCUAUGAUUGUGUUUUAGUGUCUGUCAACUUAUUACUUUUUUAUAUUAAAAAACACUCCUGUCAACCAAUAAGCUGGGUACAAGGUACUUUAAUGGCAGUUACUACUAUUUGUAAAUUUAUCCAAGCAUUUCUUAUUGAUGGGGUUCACUUAUAUGAAUCAAGCAUCCGGGCAGCUGAGGGUCACCCGCAAGGGACAGUUAGUAGGAUUCGGGGCUCAUCUGAAGGCUGUUUCUGAUUGUUAUUCUUGAGCAGGUAGAUGAGAGCAUUCACCGCAUGUGUAGCUCAGCAUUACUGAAGAAAUACAGCAUGAGAAACUGUUAGUAUGCAUACCUCAGUUCAAACCUAUAGGGAAUGAGUAACUAAGAAAAAGAUGUAACAUUUCACUCAGUUGCACUUAGUCGUAUGUCUUGCAUGUUUAGUCUAAAACUGUAGCAAACUAUUUUAAGAAAAAGAUUUUUAAAAAUAUAUAAAAAUCAGAGUUUGUUUAUCAUGAGGGUCUCUUUUUUUUUUUUCUCUCUCUCUCUUUUAAACCAAUCCAAACCUCAGGCUUUUUUUAUCGUUAAGUAACGCCAUUCGGCUUUCUCUUCUUCAAUUUAUUUUGCUUCUCACAUGCGGUAAACUGUUUCCUGUCUCUGCUCUUUUAGCUCAUGUUGAAGUAGGUUGUACAUACACCACAUUAUAGCUUGUGUGUCCUCUCAUUUUCUCCUGAUUCUUUUUAAAGAACAAAAAAAUACUGUUUGUAUCACCAUGUUUGCUUUAUCACAACUGCUUUGUAUUUACUAUUAAAAAAGACGGAAAAACACAAAGAAA
This is a messenger RNA of Ctenopharyngodon idella (grass carp), 6511 nucleotides long. RefSeq names its product forkhead box P1b (gene foxp1b). The coding region runs from base 896 to 2881 and encodes 661 amino acids. Lineage: Eukaryota; Metazoa; Chordata; Actinopteri; Cypriniformes; Xenocyprididae. Gene Ontology annotation, biological process: regulation of transcription by RNA polymerase II. Gene Ontology annotation, cellular component: nucleus. The transcript has 22 exons. Gene Ontology annotation, molecular function: RNA polymerase II cis-regulatory region sequence-specific DNA binding; DNA-binding transcription repressor activity, RNA polymerase II-specific. The record is from RefSeq and is a predicted model, not a curated record.